Desarmillaria tabescens is the source of this 988-nucleotide messenger RNA. RefSeq lists its product as uncharacterized. The record is from RefSeq and is a predicted model, not a curated record. Bases 272 to 988 code for a protein of 238 amino acids. The transcript is spliced from 5 exons. NCBI's taxonomy places the organism in Eukaryota, Fungi, Basidiomycota, Agaricomycetes, Agaricales, Physalacriaceae.
CCCUGACGCCCAAUUCCAUCAGGAUCGUAUAUUACGAGGAGUCUCGGACAUUCGCACACAGGUAGAAUGUUUUGGGAAAAUCGUAAGGACUGCUCUCGCCUUGGUCUAUCACCACAAGGAAUACCAUCUAUGAGUGAUUAAAACCGAGUUACGACACUUCACGUUUACUUGGUUUUUUAUAGAUUGUGCACUCCCGCUGGGCCGACUUCUAUCGUUACCAACCCACAACACUCGCGGCCGGACGUCCGACUGCGCAAUUGGAUGACUUGUUAUGACCCUUCCUUCCAAUCCUUAUCUCGCUGACAAGUCGAUUCCAUCUCUGGCUACCGAAUUCAUCGACAUCUUCAGAAGGACCUCAUAUGAAAAACACCCUUCUCAGGCAGUGCUCAUCUACGGCAUUCUUCGAUUCAACCAGUACCUGGUCGAUGCUUGCGAGCUGCUGGGGACGUUGACACCAGCUCUAUUGCAUACGAGUCGUCAGUACCAUCUAACAAGGUCCAGGGCAUCGGCGUUAACUGGCGCGUAUGCGAAAACGUCGGGUUUGCCCUUCCGCAAUGGCAAAAAAAGACGCGUCCCUGGACAGCGCCUCAGAAAUGAAACGGUGCUUCUGUCUUCUCCUGCCGACGCCGGAACGGAGAAGGCCCUCUGCACCAUAAUUCUGCAUACAAAGAGCGUGCAGCGCGAAACGGUGUACCGCUAUAAUCAGCUGCACCGGAGAAACCUGAACGAAGAGCGGAAGGCGCUGUUGUACGAAGAGAAGAUUUGGGCGGCUAAUCAAGCUGUGAAGAUUCUGGGGAAGUCGCCUCAGCGACUGACGGGAGUUUGGAAGAGAGAAGUUACCUUUGCGGUGGUCGUUCACUUGAAAUCUCCCUACACAAAUAUCCACAUUUCAGUUUAUCGAGAGCCUGAGAAUAGCGACCUGAGGACUCGUAACAGACUCUCUCAUCGCCCUUGGAUCACUAGUCUAAGCCAUCCUACUGGUUUAUGA